Molecule: messenger RNA, 8426 nt
Organism: Candoia aspera
Lineage: Eukaryota; Metazoa; Chordata; Lepidosauria; Squamata; Candoiidae
Gene: GIGYF1
Product: GRB10 interacting GYF protein 1
Exons: 28
Coding region: 551-3850 (1099 amino acids)
Biological process (GO): insulin-like growth factor receptor signaling pathway
Cellular component (GO): cytosol
Molecular function (GO): protein binding
Source: RefSeq, a predicted model, not a curated record
UCUUGGUUACAAACACAAACAAGCGGCGAGAGGAGGAAGGAGCGCGAGACGCGGAGCCGUAGAGCCGUGGACGCCGUCGCGGCCUCCUCCUCCUCCUCCUCGCCCCCUCGCCCGUCCCCCGCUCCGCCCCCGCCGCCUCGCCCGCGGGCGCGCCCACCGGCGGCGCUUCUCUGACGCGUGUCGAGCCGCUGGGCUUUGUCCUCGGGGGUCAAGCCGAAGUGCUCUCUGUGUCUCCGGCCAACCCAGGCUCCAGGCGCGGCUUCCGUGGGAUUGUGCCCCUCGAGGAGGAGGCGGCUGACCUUCCCUUCCUCCCUUGCUCUUUCUGCCAGCCUGACCUCCCGCUGAGGAGCAGCGCCUGUGCCCUGGGCUCAGUCAGGUCCUUGGGGGUUUACUGACCCCCCAGCUGGAGGGAAAGGUUCACAGCAGAUUUUUCAGUUGAAGAGCUCCACUGCUCCUUGGGCUGCCCUCGACUCUUUUGGGUCUCCGAGGGCGUCGAGGAAGAGAGGACGGGACGUCACGGUCAGCGAGAGAGCAGCCCCGGAACAGGAGGAUGGCAGCCGAGAUGCUGAACUUCGGGCCAGAGUGGCUUCGUGCUCUCUCCAGUGGGGGGAGCGUGGCUUCCCCCCCACCCUCCCCUGCCAUGCCAAAGUACAAACUAGCGGAGUACCGAUACGGGCGGGAAGAGAUGCUAGCACUUUACGUCAAAGACAAUAAGGUCCCUGACGAAAUCCAAGAUAAAGAAUUCUCUGCCAUCCUGGAGGAGGAUCCCCUGCAGCCGCUGGCGCUGGUGCCCUUAACGGAGGAAGAGCAGAGGAACUUCUCCCUGUCUGUGAACAGCGUUGCUGUGCUGAGGCUGAUGGGGAAGGGGGCCGGGGUGGCCCCGGCCGGCGUGUCGCGUGGGAGAGGCAGCACGCGGAGCCGAGGCCGCGGUCGAGGCGAGAGCGGCUUUUACCAAAGAAGCAUUGAGGAAGCGGAAGGCGCCUUUGGCCGAGGCGGGGUCCGGGAGAUCCACCGCAGCCAGAGUUGGGAUGACCGAGGGGAUCGGCGGUUUGAGAAGCCCAUCCGGCGGGAAGGAGCCCGGGCCCCCUUUGAAGAGGGGGCUCCCUCCGGCCGCAAAGACUUUGCCCGCUCGGACAGCGACAACUGGCGCACGCUGCGGGAGGAGCACGAGGAGGAGGAGGAGAGUGGUGGGGCCGGGUCGGGAGGAAGCUGGCGGCAGAGCGGGGGGUCCAGGCGGGAGAGCGAGCGCUGGCGGUCGGCCAGCCCAGACGGAGGGCCUCGCUCGGCGGGGUGGCGGGAGCACGGCGGGGACGGGCGCCGGCGGAAGUUUGAUUUCGACUUCCGGGAGCGUGAGGAUGAGCCACGCGGAGGGCGUCGGCACCGGCAAAGCAGCGACAGCUUUGAGGAGGAGAAGGACGGCUUGCCGGAGUGGUGCCUGGAAGACGAGGAAGAGGAAAUGGGGACGUUUGACUCCUCCGGGGCCUUCAUGUCCCUCAAGAAGAGCCCCAAGGAGCUGAUUCCCGAGGAGCAGGAGCUGAGUUUCCAGCCCCUGCAGGAAGAGCAGGGGGAGGAGGAGCAGGAGGAGCAGCUGCCAGAGGCCAAGGAGGGCAGCCACAGGGCAGGCAGGGAGGGGCCCGCCAGCCCCACGGCCGCGGAGAGGGCAGAGAGAGACCCAAAGGAGCCUCGACCAGGCCCAGAGGAGAAGCUGCCGGCUCCCCCCGGUGCCCCCUGGCAGCCCAGCCCUCCUUUCUCUGCCCUCGCUGCCUCCACCGGCGACUGCGAAAGCAUCGGGCCAGGGAGCUCUUCCAAAGCAGAGAAGCUGGUGCUCGUGACCUCAGGCAACUUGGACGCUGAAGCUGGGGACGGGGACCCAGGCACUCUCGGCCGCCCCGCCCCUCCCAGCCCAGCCACGGUCUCUCCCCUUCCUGCGCCCCCGGCUGCUGCUGCUGCUGCUGAAUUCACAGUGGGGGACAACGAGGACGAGGACGGGAUGAAGCACCUGCAGCAGGAAGCAGAGAAGAUGGUGGCUUCCUUGCAGGACAGCUCGCUGGAGGAGGAGCACUUCACCCAGGCCAUCGGCGACCACCACAACACUGCGGCCGCCCUGCCCCUCUCCCACGAGGCAGCCAUGAAGUGGUUCUACAAGGAUCCCCAGGGGGAGAUCCAAGGACCCUUCGCCACCCAAGAGAUGGCCGAGUGGUUCCAAGCAGGCUACUUCACGAUGUCGCUGUUGGUGAAGCGGGGCUGCGACGAGGGCUUCCAGCCUCUGGGAGAAGUCAUCAAGAUGUGGGGAAGAGUGCCUUUUGCGCCUGGUCCGUCGCCACCGCCGUUACUGGGCAAUAUGGACCAGGAGCGCCUGAAGAAGCAGCAGGAACUGGCGGCCGCAGCCAUCUACCAGCAGCUCCAGCACCAGCAGCUGCUUCAGCUCGUCAACAGCCGGCAGCAAUACUCCCAGUGUGCCCUCCAGCAGAAGGUGGCGACUGGGGACUUGGCCCAGCAGCAGCAGCUCACCACCUUCCUGCAGCAGCUGCAGGCUCUCAAACCCAGAGCCGGGGAGCAGGGAAUGAUGCCCUCCAUGAACCGGUCCAUAUCUGUGCCAGACACCGGAUCCCUCUGGGACACACAUACCUCAGCCUCACCACAAGCAGGUGGUGAAGCCAGUUUGUGGGAUAUUCCAAUUAAUUCUUCAACUCAGGGUCCAACCUUAGAACAACUCCAACUGCAACAUAAACUGCAGGAGCGGAGGGGGGCCGAACUCAGGGCGAAGCGCGACGAGGAUGAGCGCAAGCGGCGCCAGGAGGAGCAGAAGCGCCGGGAGGAGGAGGAGCUCUACAGGCGCAAGCAGCUGCCCGCCGCCACUGCCUCCUCCUCCUGGGGCCAGCCGCCCGUGAACGCCUCUGCUGCUCAAAGCAGUUUCAGCCUCGCAGACCUCCAGAAACUGGGAGACGCUCGGGCCUGCCGGGAGCUGCGGGAAGAGUGCCGCCACCAGGAGAUGCUGCUGAAGCUCCUCCAGCAGCAGCAGCAGAGCACUCAGCCCCUCUGGGGAGGGCUGGCGAAGCAGACCCCCUCCAUGAAGGCCCUGCUGGAGCUGCAGCAGGAGAGCGAGAGGCACCUGCAGAAGCCGUCCCAGCCCCGGGCUCAGCAGCGGGUGCAUGGCGGGGGACACGGUCUGAGCAGCCUCUCCUCGCAGUGGGCUUCGGACGUGGGUUCGCUUUGGGGGGGCCACGACAAGGCCAGCCCCCUCGGCCUGUGGGAGGAGAGCAUGAAGGGCGCCGCCCCGCUGGCCCGCAGCCUGGGCCUGAGGAACAGCCGGAGCAGCCCCUCUCUAGGGGACGCCUACAUGGUCUCCAGUCGGCAGAGCAGGAAGAAGACGGACGAGGAGGAGAAGCUGCUGAAGCUGCUGCAGGGGAUCCACAAGCCGCAGCAGGACGGCUUCACGCAGUGGUGCGAGCAGAUGCUGCAUGCCCUCAACGCUUCCAGCAGCCUGGAUGUGCCCACCGUGGUGGCCUUCCUGAAGGAGGUGGAGUCGCCCUACGAAGUCCAUGACCACAUCCGCUCCUACCUGGGGGACACCCUGGAAGCCAAAGAGUUUGCGAAACAGUUCCUGGAGCGCCGUGCCAAGCAGAGGGCCAACCAGCAGCGGCAGCAGCAGCAGGAGGCCUCGUGGCUGAGCUCCAGCAGCCUGCAGUCCCUCUUCCAGUCCAACCACAGCCCCAAGCCACCGUCCUUCGAGAACAGCCAAGCUGUGAAGGUCAAGAGGCGCCCCGUGAUGCUCCAUGCAGACCCCAGCAUCCUGGGCUACGCCCUCCAUGGCUCUUCCAGCGAGCUGGAAACAGUGGAGGACUACUGAACGCCCCCCUUCCAGCAAUAGGGAUCCCCUUCUCGUCCCUGCCGCUGCUGCCUUGAUCUCACCCGUUUCAGUUCCGGCUGAGUGUGCACUGCUGGAGGGGCCCCAGGGGCCCUCCCCCCUCAGAAGCAGGGGGAGGGGCUGUCCUGGCAGCAAGGAUCAGCCGGGCCGGACCGGACCGGACGGCUGUUGCGCACUUCAUUCCUUAACGAAGCACCUUAACGAACACCCUUUUUUCUGCCAUGCACUUUAUCAGAACUUUUUUUUACAGUGACUUGUUACAGAUUCAAAAAAAAGAAAAAAAAAAAGCAAGGUUUUUUUUUGGAAAUGUGGAAGAUUUUUUUUUAAAAAAAGCUUAAAAACUACAAAAAGUUUAUCUUUAAAAACACUUAUUUUUCAUGUGGGGAUAAGUUUAAAAAUGUGAAUGGUAAUUUCACAAAAGCUUGAUAUAAAAAGAUUUAUAAGAGAAAAAAAACUUGAAGAAAUGCACUUAGAAAAAGGAUUUUUUUAAUUAUUUGGAUAACUACAGAUGCAGAUGUAAAUACCGUUCAGACUCUUGCUCCGCACAGUAUAUUUUCUCUUAUGAAGAGGCCAUUUUAUAAGAUUCUUUGUUUUUUGUUUUUUGUUUUUUUUUUUAAGAAAAUUGCACAAAAAUGCCUCCCUCCUUGUUUCCCUUUCUCCACCCCACCCUGGACAUAAGUUUUCUAUUGUGUUUGAUUAAAAAAAAAUAGAAAAAGAAAAAAAAACAACUUGCAAAAAGAGGAAUUUACACUACUGUUGAAGCGGGUUGCUCCUAUCAGAAGCUGCUUUGUCCUACGAGCUGGUCCCGGAUUCCGACGCCGCCUCCUGGGUCCCCAGGAAUCUCCACAGAGCCCCCCCGUCCUCCCCCCCGGCCAGUUCCUCCUCCCGCCGUCCGUCCGUCCUUCCAUGGAGACGCUGAAGGCCGCUCAUCUGCGCCGCCUCGGGCAGAUUUUCUCCAGCGACUCUGGGCGUGUGGAUGCACUUUUCCUGGCAAAGGGAAGCAAACAGCGAAUGUUGUGAGUCUCCCCGUUUUGUGCCCAGAGGAGAAUCAUGAAUCCUACCGAAGUGUGUUUUGCCUGCUCUGGGCAUCGACUGAGGGCACUCGGUGCACCCAAAGCCAAAUUGAAUGUAUCGUACUUGGGUGACACUGGGCUCUGGAGCCACAUCCCCCUCACCCCCCAGCUGCCAGUGGUGGUGCCGCUUGAACAGUGGCACAUGCCAUCCGGGUGCAACUGCUCUUGUGUGUGCAAGGGAGAGCGAGCGAGAGAGACUGUCUUUUGGAACAAGGAAGCUGAUGACGGGGGUUGUCCUCUGCUCUCCAUCAGAGCUCUGAUGUUCAUAGCACAUUCUCCGUUAUCGGGGGCUGCACCCUUACGUGCUUUUUGGUAUAUGUGGUGCUGCGUGUAUGUACGCACCCAGGCACCUGCUUGAAUAGGUUUUGGUUUGUUCGCAAGGACCAUUUUUUGUUUACAAUCCAUCCCGAGCCCUGGGGGGCUGCCUGUGCACGGGGCGCUCCAAGUCUGCGAAGGGCUGCGUGCGCCGCGGGUGGCCCUGCAGCCUUCCGGAGGGCGAGGCGCAAGAGAGGGCUCAACGGACCAGGACAUCCCGUGUGCCCGCGCAGUCUCCUCUUUCGUUGCUCACCUGCCUGCCAGGAUUUUUCCCUCGCGUGGAAGGCCUUCUGGAAAUGCAUCUUGUGAGUGCCCAAGAAAGGUGUGAAUCUGCUCUUUGGAAAAGCUUCUCACAAAACUUUGGCGGCAUGAAGGACUCUGGAGCGCCAGAUGCCGCUUGCUUUCUUGCUGUGUGUUCUUAGUGGGGGCGGGAGAAAGGGGGCACCCUAAAUCAGCCCCGCUUUUGAUUGCGGCAGGAUCAAACCCCUGCGUGGUUCUGACCAAAUGUUGAAAGACUGUUUGGGCAUUUCUGCCUUAUGUACGCCAAGCCAGGUAAGACUCCAGACUGGGACUGAAGGAUCAUGCGUGUGCGUGUGCAAGAGAAUUCCGAUAAUCUUUGUAACUAAUACUGUGAUGUUUGGAGGGUUACAGGUUUGCGAGACAGAAGCCGCCCGAGCGGGAAGGGAAGUGGAUGGACGCCUUGCCCCCCUCUGAGGGUGGGAAGCGCAAAGCGCGGGGCCCUGACCAUCGCCCGGCAGUAUUGGCACCCUUGGGGGUCGUUGCCACUAAUCUGCCCCCUCCCCCCUGGGAGGCAAGCUGGAGCUGGGCAUGGCCUCCUGCAGUGCCUGCUUGGCUCGUGGCCACUGGACUAGCAGCUGGGCCGGGAGGGGGCCCGCCUUGGCGUCCUUGGGCUGCGCCGCCUCCAGAAUGUAUGUGGAAGAGUCGCUUUGCCGCCUGCCUUCCGGCCAGGGGCUGCCCCCGACUCGAGCUGCCUGCCAGUCGCUGGCUUUGCUUGCAAAUGGGCUCUGAGGGGGGUCUCGCCCUCUUGCUGCCCCCCCCUUUUCUUUUGCACCAAACAUUGGGGUGGGAUGUGAACUGAAAUAAUCCUGAAACCUUUGUGUUUUUUGUUCGUGUUAAUCAAGGUACGGGAAAAGUUUACAAAACGGCCGAUUGUUUUCUGUGGGGAGUCCCUGUCCAGGGAUGGGGGUGCCCCCCUUUCUGGCAGGGGGGUUCCCACCAAGCCCUGGAAGUUACUGUUUUGGGGGAGGGGAGACUGUUCCCCUUUUGUCAUAGAAACCUCUUGUCUGUCCUCUUUUCCAGCCUCCGUGUGAAUAUUUGUGAAAAAUUUCUCCUGCAACCGAGCAAAAUGGGAAACUUGUGUGUGCAAUUUUGCCUUACUAGUUUUCAAGGAAAAAUAAUAGGGGAAGGGGGGAAAAAGAGCGUGGGGUUCGUUUUCAGUAUUAUAGCUUUUUUUUAAAAAAAAAAUCUAGCAAUAAGGAGAAAAAGUUUCGACAAGAAUUGUAGCACAUGCCAACGCUUGAGUGAGUUGCGAGAACGAAGGGGGAAGGCAGGCCUCGCUGGGGGUCCCUUCCCUGGGGAAGCUGGGCUCUGGCCUGCGGGGGGAGUCCGCCCAGGGGUGGGGGCCUGCCUGGCUGCUGGGACGGGGGGCUGGCUGCCCCCAAGCUGGUGUUCCCGGCAUGCUGAGUUUCCGCUCCCACGGUCAACGGCCAGCAGCUUCUCAGUGGGGCCACCCCCAGUAUUAGAGCUGCUGCCGCCGCCAGUUUCUCUUGUUUUUAAGACAAUGUGUGUAAGAGAGUUUUCUCUUUGUGUAGCAAUUUUUUUCUGUUGACUGAAUUUUUUGAGCAACCAUUUGGAAUGUGACUAUGAAUGUAUAAACGUGUCUGUCUCGGUCCCUUUUCGCAGCCGUUGGGAGGGUUGUGGGGGGGCUUGGGGAGGAGUGUUUUGAAUCCCGAGCUUUCCGUAUGCCAGAACGAUGGAUCUUGUGCACGCCAAGCUAGAAACAACCACAGCAAGCAAAGGCGGCGAACUAAAUGCUGUGCAGCCGUUGUGCGGUCUCGAGCCGACCCCUCUUGGUGGCGACCCCUGGGGUUCCCUCGGCGGGUGGGCCUUGGCCCAGCUCCCCCGUGCUCCUGAAGAAGCGAUGGGCUCGGGGCUCCAUGCUUUUUGCUUGUUCCAAAACUCGGUGGCAACUUCUUUUCUGAUGCCUUAAACUGUACCCGCAAAUCUCUCUGGAGGGGCCAGCUGUGGGUCCUGGUGGUACGCCCCACCCAGGGAAGCCCCCUCCUGAGGACGGCGAGAGAGGCCGGACCGGGGCGUGAUCGCAUUGGCCCAGGAAGGACUGGCAAAAGGGUCCCACCAGCCAGCAGGUGGGAAGCGCCCCUUGACCCCGGAGGGGGCUGCCGCUGGACGCCCACCGAGAGGCUCGCCCGCACUGGCAGCACAGCCCUCCAAGGGCCCCGCUCCGCUCCGCUGCCAGCUCUGGCCACCACCUACCUCCCCCGCUGCAGCUGCUGCUCAUCCCGAGGCAGGCGAGGCCGAGCCUCCCUCGAGUAUUACAAGGAACUGUGACGGGAGGCGGGAGGCUCCCACUGAGAGUGGAAAUAUGUUUACAGACUUCACCUUUUUCUGGUGCAAAUGGCCGGGCCCGGGAGAGGGGCCCCGCCUCCCCCAUCUUCGGCGCCGAAUGCUUUAAGAUGGACCAUCCGCCUGAAAAGACUUGAGUGGGGCACCCCCCUCCUUCCCCCAAGACUGGCCAGCUGCACGUGGGACUCGGCUCAGCCCUUCGGCCGGACUUGGACUCGUCGCGUUGGGCUCGGCUGCAAGGGAGCAGAGGGGCCUUCUGCGGCGGCUCCUCCCGAGCAGGGGGCGUCCGCCUCCCACGCGCCCUCCCGGGGAGGGGCUGGGCCAGCGCGAUCUGCUUCUGCGCCUUAAACGGGGGUCUGCGGGUCGCACGUCAGACCGCUUUGCGCUCUCCUCUUAGCCUAUGUAGGAACUGUUUGGCUUUUGCUAGGGGUAUAAUAUCCGAUGGGGUGAGACGCCAAACCCCUUCCCCUUGUGUACAUAUCCCACUUGCUGCAUCUUUUGUAAAUAAUUUUUCUUCCCUCCACCCUGCAGGUUUGCAAGGAAAUAAAAGCUUAGAUGUUGUGGAA